This is a messenger RNA of Anopheles coustani, 2936 nucleotides long. RefSeq names its product translocation protein SEC62 (gene Trp1). Gene Ontology annotation, biological process: post-translational protein targeting to membrane, translocation. The record is from RefSeq and is a predicted model, not a curated record. Gene Ontology annotation, cellular component: endoplasmic reticulum membrane; endoplasmic reticulum. The transcript has 5 exons. Bases 200 to 1435 code for a protein of 411 amino acids. NCBI's taxonomy places the organism in Eukaryota, Metazoa, Arthropoda, Insecta, Diptera, Culicidae.
AGUGACGACGACGGAACAGUACUUUCUACGUCGGAGUGAAAGAAAACUUUCGGUCUGCGCGAGCUGGCCGUUUCGUGGAAGUAGACGUGGAAAGUGGCUACAGCAACACAGUUUACAAAACAAUUUUAUAGGGCAGGAGGUUUAUCGGAAAGCGAUAUCAGAUUCGUGUUAGCAAACAGACGUCGGUUCUCGUGACACGAUGGCAGAAAAGCGACGUGCCAAGAAGCGGAAGGAUGAGUACACCGGACCCGGAGGAUCAGAGCAGGAUAUCGAGAAAGCCUCCAAAGAGGAGUACAAGGUGGCGAAAUGGCUCAAAUCGAACGUACCGACGAAAAAGACCAAAUUUUUGAAUCACAACGUGGAAUAUUUCUCUGCCAUCAAAGCUGUCGAUGCACUGCUUGCGUCAAAGUUUGCUCAGGGAGACAACUGUCUCUUCCCUCACCGGCAAGCCGUAAUCGAUUUUAUGGGGGAUAUGCUGUUUCACAAAUUUUUCCACCGCGCCCGAAAGGUCCCGGUUAGCGAGCAGGAGCUGCGCGGGAAGGGUAGUAAGAAGGCAGUGGACGGCAAGGACGCUGGAGGUGGUAAGGGAGCAGCAUCUGUAAAGGACGAGCGCGCCACCGAUGCUGAGAGCAGCCAUGCCGAGGGCAGCAAGGUGGAGAAGGUAACAGCGGAGGUGGCAGAAAAGAGAAAGCGUAAGAUCCGGCUAGAGAUGCACCCGGAACAGCUGUUCAUCGAUGGACACGAGGCGUACGUUUGGCUGUACGAUCCGAUUCCCAUGCACUACUGGAUCUUCGGGGCGCUGCUGGUGGUGGGCGCUAUCGUGAUCUGUCUGUUUCCGCUAUGGCCACCGCUGUUGCGAAAGGGUGUCUACUAUCUGAGCAUAGCGGCGGCCGGGUUUUUGGUGUUCAUCCUCGGCCUGGUCGUACUGCGUUGCAUUAUCUUCUGUCUAAUCUGGGUAGCUACCGGAGGAAAGCAUCAUUUCUGGCUUCUGCCAAACCUAACCGAGGACGUCGGCUUUUUCGCCUCCUUCUGGCCAUUGUACAAUCACGAGUACAAAGAUGGCCAACUGGGCAGCGAUAAGGGUAAAAAGUCGAAAAAAAGUCGAAAACGCGAUAAGAACAGCGGUGACGAGGAGGAACCCACCGGAACCAGCAUCCCGCCGACGAUCGACGAGGUGAAGGAACGUGACACAGACGCGGAAAGCGCCAGCAAAAAGACGCCGAAGGCGGAAACCGAAGGCCUACGAAGACGAGCCGGUAAAGAGCCACCACCGGUUCCUGCUCCUCCUGCCCCGCCAGUCGUAACCGUGGAAGAGACGAUCUAUGAAGAGAAAAACUCCGCUACACCAUCAGAGAGCGAUUCCGAAGGUUCGCAACGCUCCUCGACGGGGAAAGACUUCGAAAUGGUGGAACCGGACGAGGUUGACACCUCCUAAAUAAACAUCAACACAAUAGACCUACUGAUCGUUCUCUCACGCUCUCAUAGACGAUUUUCUGUUGAAAACAUUAAAAAUCAAAUAACUCAAAAAACAGGCCACGUGGUAGUAUUUACUUUGCGCCGGAAAACAGAAACAAAACGAAGAAACACACACACUGAGGCACACUUCAACAUGAUCACCAACAUCGCUAUCAUUGUCAUCAUCAUCAUCAUCAUCAUCACAACCGUUUUUGGGAUCUUUAUACAAACUAUGAACGGGCUCAUAACUGGAAUUAAAAAUACUAAAUGUUCGGCCGCUUCGGUGUAUGCCUGACGACUACCCAGACGCCCUGUUUUCUAGCGCGAGCGCGGAUUGCAGCCGGCACCGGGGCCGAUUAGUCGGUAGGCUGCUAGCUGCAGCCGGCUCCGGUGAAGCGAUUGGUCCAGCACGCGCUGGGCUAAAGUUAUUACCGAACAUUUGAUAAUGGUCCCCCCGGCGCUGGCACACGCGGUAUCAACAGCAGGAGGGGCCCGCUGUGUCUGUGUGCUUCGGCUACUGCUUCCUAUCAGCAGCUGAGUUUCAGGCGAGGCGAGGUUUAAGAAUGAUCGUUGGUAGAAUACGAUCUUGGCAGCGCGUGGAGUGAUUGUGUGUUUUUGUUGGGAUGUGGUAACUAGAAUUUUGCCAAACUUGUGGCCACAAGUGCACUGGACUGUGGCAUGUGGUUUGUACUGCCGUUCGCCAAAGCAGAUGAUGCGUUCGGUGCUGGAUUUGAACAGAAAAACUAAUGAACACUAAUUUGAUGACGUGACGUCCUUAACACUAUUACAGGCUGAAAUCUUACCUUUAUACUUGUCACAUGAGUUGAAGAUCUGGACACACUAUGGCAUUUGCUACCGAGGCAGCUAGGAGAGACAUUAUUUUAUGCAACUGAUGUUGUGUUUGGUAGGGAUGAGUGUAUAUUUAGCGAGUAAAUUAUAAUGAUCAUAGUGUGUAAAGCCGGACGAAGUUAAAAUGUUAGUGUAGAACAGGAAAAGCUAGAUCACACAUUCAAUCGAUACGAUCAGUCCCAAAUUGUGAAACGUUUUCAAUAGCUCUAAACGGCUUCGCCUCUAUUACCGUAAUCCAUCAAAAAUGCAUUAGCGAAUCCGAAACAAAACAGCAAAAAGUCGACUCAAAAUCCACCCGAGAGCGUCCCGGCGACGGCCCGGCUCCGCAUUAUCACUCGCCAACCCCACAAUUCCCCCCAUCUAGCAGUGAGUUAUGUGCGUCCGCUUAUCACGACCUCACUUCCGCGCUUUGGUUGAUUUUUUGGUGCCUUUGUAACUGCCUUUUUUUCUUUCUUCAAUCGAACCAUUUGUGCAUUUUUGUAAAGUCGGAAAGGUUAGGAGACGUCGUGCUAGGGGUUACAACUACAAAAAAACCCAUCCAAACAAUCUAAAACUGAAAACAAAAAAAAGUUUGAACACAGCCGACACUCGCGAAUCGAUUGGCGAUCCUCUUCGCCACCAAGUUCGAGACA